This is a messenger RNA of Ipomoea triloba (trilobed morning glory), 1784 nucleotides long. Its product is annotated as enhancer of mRNA-decapping protein 4-like. The record is from RefSeq and is a predicted model, not a curated record. Bases 1 to 1557 code for a protein of 518 amino acids. Lineage: Eukaryota; Viridiplantae; Streptophyta; Magnoliopsida; Solanales; Convolvulaceae. Gene Ontology annotation, cellular component: P-body. The transcript has 9 exons. Gene Ontology annotation, molecular function: protein binding. Gene Ontology annotation, biological process: deadenylation-independent decapping of nuclear-transcribed mRNA.
AUGGCUUCACCUGUGUCAGCUUCGGGGAAUCCCAAUAACCCUAACUUGAUGAUUUCUUCGCCGUUUCCCCCACCCUCUGCUUCUUAUACGCAGCCGACUGGAGACGGAGGCGGAGGCAGAGGCAGCGUGCGUUACAACCGCACCAUUUCUAAAGGCCGGCAUUUGAGUGGCUAUCACAUUCUAUACGAUAUAGAUGUGAGAUUGCCUGGUGAGGUGCCGAUUAAAGCCGAUCAACGUCAAAAGUGUUUUAACAUCAACGAUUCAAGGUCUGGUCUUGAUGAGAGGGUUACAGACCUGGCUUUCUUUGCCGAGGAUGUUCACCUUUUGGCUAGUGCAAGUGUUAAUGGGCGGGUUUAUAUAUGGAAAAUCACUGAGGAUGAGGACAACAAGCACAAGCCACAAAUAACAAGCCAGAUAGUCAUUGCUAUUCAAAUUGUGGGAGAAGGAGAAUCUUUUCACCCACGAGUCUGUUGCGAAAAACAAGAAAUUCUUGUUGUUGGGAUUGGAAAAAGAGUUCUGAAAAUUGAUACCACAAAAGUUGGAAAAGAUGAAGUAUUUUCAGCGGAAAAACCGCUGAGGUGUCCAGUUGACCGCUUUGUUGAAGGUGUCCAGCUUGUUGGUACUCAUGAUGGAGAAGUGACUGAUUUAUCGAUGUCUCAGUUGAAGACCACCACUCUUCUUGUAUCUGCUUCAGUAGAUGGCAUGAUAAAGAUUUGGGAGGAUCACAAAUCAAUCCCAAUUGCUGUACUGAGGCCACAUGAUGGCCAGCUUGUAAAUUCUGUUACAUUUUUUGCUCCUCCAAACAACCCUGACCACAUCAUACUAAUUACUGGGGGCCCACUUAAUCGAGAAGUGAAGAUAUGGUCAUCAGCAAGUGAAGAAGGCUGGUUGGUUCCAAGUGAUGCUGAGCCAUGGCACUGUACACAGACAUUAGAGCUGAAGAGUUCAGCUGAAACUCGAGUUGAAGAGGCCUUUUUUAAUCAAGUUGUGGCUUUUCCACGAGCUGGUUUACUCUUAUUAUCAAAUGCCAAAAAGAAUUCUAUAUAUGUAGUGCACCUAGAAUAUGGUCCUAACCCGGCAGCCACAAGGAUGAAUUACAUUGCUGAAUUUACUAUUACUAUGCCAAUACUUAGUUUCACUGGGACAAGGGACCUACUGCCAUGUGAACAUUUAGUUCAGGUGUAUUGUGUUGAAACACAGGCUAUUCACAAGUAUGCUCUGGACUUAUCACAGUGUUUACCUCCUCCAUUCGACAAUGUUGUGCUUGAGAGGUCAGAAUCUAGUACUGAACAAGAAUUUAAUACUUAUGUUCAUGAUUUAUGGGUUCGUCAUCUUCAAGAAGAAAGUGCAAAGCAGGAAAAGCUGGAAAAGCUGUUACAUGACCAUACUCAACAGAUGACUAAUAUGAUCUCCAAGGAAUUAAGUGCCAUUAGUCAAACUGUUGUGCAGGCUAUAACACCCAUUAUAGAGAAAACAGUAUCGAAAGCUAUUUCAGAAGCCUUUCAGAAGGGCGUCAGUGAUAAGACUGAGUCAAUUGGAGAAAACAAUCAAGGCUAAACUUCAAACUUCUGGCAAGCAAGCUCUUCAGGGCAUAAUGAAGUUGAGCAUUCAUUAUACAAGCCAACUCAAGGCUAAGAUCCCGUGGUUGGACGAGAUACAAACUAAUAGGGAAAGUAAUAGUCAACUUUCAUAUGAUGCUGCAAAUAGUAGGCUAUGUGCAUUAAGAUUUAAGAAAGAAACUACAGUAAUUGAUGCAUGAUAAAAGAGUAUUUUGAUCAAAGAUC